ACCACUCUACUCAAGAUGUACAGUACCCACGGCUGGCUCUCGUCAUACCCUGCACGGCUCCUAUAUAAUCCUGGCAUAUCGCAGCGACAUGCACAGCAACAGCAAGCCCCACAGUCCUCGCUCUUCUCCACCUACGCUACGCGCCUUGGUGCCUUGCGAGACAUGGCCAAGAACGCGGUGCAAACCGUCAGGGCGGUGCUGUGCCUGGUGCUCGCUCUUGCUGUGGCGAACUGCGCAUUCGCUGGUCGUUUCCUCGACGACGAACAGGCUGCGGCUCCCCUGCCGGCUGACCCCCUGCCCGCCCCGACGGAUCCCCCGACAGACCCAGCCGUGGCGCCAGCGGGUGCGGGUGCGGGUGCCGCCGCGACGGGCAACGCAGGAGCCGCCAGCGACCACCCGCUGACGUUCUUCAUGCACGACAUCCUCGGCGGCUCGCAGCCGUCGGGGCGCAUCGUGACCGGCGUGGUGGCGAGCGCGGCAGCCAACGGGCAGCUCCCGUUCGCGCGCCCCAACACCAACAUCUUCCCGAUCCAGGGGGCGGUGCCGCUUCCGCAAGGCGCCAGCAGCCUCAUCAACGGCAACAACGCGCCCUACGUCGCGGGCCUCGGCGGCACGUCCUCCGCCGUCGUCCAGAACAACGGCAACCCCGCCAACGGAGGCAACAAGAACAUCCCCUUCGUCAACGCCGGCGACCUGCCGUCCGGCGCCACGCUCCAGAACCUCCUCUUCGGCACGACCACGGUCAUCGACGACGAGCUCACCGAGGGGCACGAGCUCGGCGCGGGGGUCGUCGGUAGGGCGCAGGGCUUCUACGUCGCCAGCUCGCAGGACGGCACCAGCAAGACCAUCGUGCUUACCGCCAUGUUCGAGGGCCCCGAGGCACCGCAUGGCGGCGACACGCUCAGCUUCUUCGGGGUCCACCGCAUGGCGGCGCCGGAGUCCCACAUCGCCGUCAUCGGAGGCACCGGCAAGUACGAGAACGCCAAGGGCUUCGCCGCCAUCCAGACGCUGCAUCCUGGCGACGAGCACACCACAGACGGCGUCGAGACUCUACUCCAGUUCAACGUUCACCUCAUAUAAGCCGCUCCAUUACCAUUAUUAUAUCGACCAUUCGCACUUCCAGCUUGUCCUUGCAGCAGUUUCGUGCAAGGGAUUUGCUAAAAAUUCAGGUGACUGAAUUUUAAUUUCCUUUCCGACGACAGUUAUUAUACAUAUUUUAUUCUAAUAAAACAAUAUAUCAACUCGUUACAAUUUA
Messenger RNA from Zea mays, 1255 nucleotides. Its product is annotated as dirigent protein 24. Lineage: Eukaryota; Viridiplantae; Streptophyta; Magnoliopsida; Poales; Poaceae. The coding region runs from base 16 to 1080 and encodes 354 amino acids. The transcript has a single exon. The record is from RefSeq and is a predicted model, not a curated record.